Messenger RNA from Neurospora tetrasperma FGSC 2508, 1292 nucleotides. RefSeq lists its product as uncharacterized. Lineage: Eukaryota; Fungi; Ascomycota; Sordariomycetes; Sordariales; Sordariaceae. The transcript has a single exon. Gene Ontology annotation, molecular function: flavin adenine dinucleotide binding; acyl-CoA dehydrogenase activity. The record is from RefSeq and is a predicted model, not a curated record. Bases 1 to 1101 code for a protein of 366 amino acids.
AUGGAGGAGUAUCCCAAGGAGUUCCACGCUGCUCUCGCGCAAGACGGAUGGCUCGGUAUUGCCCUACCAGAGGCGCUCGGAGGAGCCGGACUUGGUAUUUCUGAAGCGACGAUGAUGAUGCAGACAAUUGCCGAGUCAGGGGCAGGUAUGGCGGGUGCGCAGUCCAUUCAUGCCAACGUCUAUGCCACCCAACCGCUCGCAAAGUUCGGAACGCCGGAACAACUUGAACAGACCAUUCCGAACAUCAUCGCAGGAAAGCUCCGCGUCUGCUUUGGGGUGACCGAGCCCAAUGCCGGUCUUGACACGCUGCGCCUAGAGACAUUCGCCAAGAAGCAAGAUGAUGGUUCAUACUCGGUAUCGGGACAAAAGAUCUGGAUAACGUGUGCCCAAGUAGCGGACAAGAUGCUGCUUCUGGCGCGAACCACGGCGCUUGAUGAGGUGAAGAAGCCGAGUGAGGGACUGUCUCUGUUCUGCAUCGAUCUGAACAGAGGAGACCACCGGUUGAAAGUGAGCAAGAUCAAGAAGAUGGGCGGACGCGCUGUUGAUGCCAAUGAAGUCUUUUUCGAGAACUACCCGAUCCCUGGCGAAUCUCUCAUCGGAAAGGAGGGUCAAGGGUUCAAGAUCAUUCUUCACGGCAUGAACGCAGAACGUUGUCUUCUCGCCGGCGAGGCACUUGGACUAGGAUAUGCGGCGCUGGGCAAGGCGGCUGGGUAUGCUCGAGAGCGCGUGGUUUUCCAGCGACCGAUUGGGCAGAACCAAGGCAUCGCUCACCCUUUGGCGGAUGUGUAUAUGAGGCUUGAGGCGGCGAAGCAUGCGACAUACCAUGCCGCCAGGUUGUACGAUGCGAGCAAGACAGAUGGCUCGAUUCGACAGGAGGAAGUCGGAGUGGCUUGCAACAGCGCCAAAUAUUUGGCGGCGGAGGCAGCCUUUGCGGCGUGCGAAAGAGCCGUGCUAACCCACGGCGGGAUGGGAUACGCUGUCGAGUACGAUGUUGAGCGAUACUUUAGGGAGUGUUUGGUACCCAGAAUCGCUCCGGUCAGCCGGGAGAUGAUACUCAACUACAUCUCCGAAAAGGUGCUCGAGUUGCCGAGGAGUUACUAACUGAGAUACCCUCUUGAGACAAUGGACUGCAAUGCAUCCAGAAGCUUUCAAGUCACCUCCGCUGUUAAUUACACUUGUCGCGAUCGAAUCGUCCGGAAGGCGGUUGAUGCCUUUGACCAAACCAACUAAGCAUCUGAUGUCGUAACUUGUGAGCUGUCAAUACAAGAGAAAGCAAAGCAAGCAGGGGUGUU